AUGGCACGCGUAAAGAUGGGUCUCCUCGCUCUCCUGUGUCUCCCCACGUUUUUCUUCCGUGUCCUAGUGCUCUCCCACAGCAGCAACAUCUAUGAGCGGUCGGCCGUCCCCCGCGCCGUGUCUCGCUCCGUGGCCCGAAUGGAUGGAGACGUGAUUAUUGGCGCGCUCUUCUCCGUCCAUCACCAACCGUCUGCAGAGAGAGUGGCCGAUCGGAAGUGCGGGGACGUCCGCGAGCAGUAUGGCAUCCAAAGGGUGGAGGCCAUGUUCCACACGUUGGAUCGGAUCAACUCCGACCCGAACCUGCUCCCCAACAUCAGCUUGGGCUGUGAGAUCCGGGACUCCUGCUGGCACUCCUCAGUGGCCUUGGAGCAGAGCAUCGAGUUCAUUCGGGACUCCCUCAUCUCCAUCCGAGAUGAUAAGGAUGGAUCCAAAUGGUGCAUUGACGGUACCCCAUCCAACCAGCCUCCACCCUCCAAGAAGCCCAUCGCCGGAGUGAUCGGACCGGGAUCCAGCUCUGUUGCCAUUCAGGUGCAGAAUCUGCUGCAGCUCUUCAACAUCCCCCAGAUCGCCUACUCUGCCACCAGCAUCGACCUGAGUGAUAAGACUCUGUUCAAGUACUUCCUGAGGGUCGUGCCCUCGGACACCCUGCAAGCCCGGGCCAUCAUGGACAUUGUCAAGCGGUACAACUGGACCUAUGUGUCUGCGGUGCACACUGAGGGAAACUAUGGGGAGAGUGGCAUGGAGGCCUUCAAGGAGCUGGCGUCUCAGGAAGGCUUAUGCAUUGCCCACUCGGACAAAAUCUACAGUAACGCGGGGGAGAAGCACUUUGAUCGCCUUUUGAGGAAACUACGCGAGCGUCUACCCAAAGCGCGUGUGGUGGUAUGUUUCUGCGAGGGCAUGACGGUCCGAGGUCUCCUGAUGGCCAUGAGGCGACUUGGGGUGUUUGGGGAAUUCCUCAUCAUUGGCAGUGAUGGAUGGGCAGAUCGUUAUGAGGUUGUGGAGGGCUAUGAGCAAGAAGCAGAGGGAGGAAUCACCAUGAAGCUGCAAUCUGAGGUGGUCAAAUCAUUCGAUGACUACUACCUGAAGCUGCGUCUGGACACUAACACCAGGAACCCCUGGUUUGCUGAGUUCUGGCAGUAUCGCUUCCAGUGCCGCCUACCCGGCCAUCCACAGGAAAACAAGAACUACAAAAAAGUCUGCUCUGGAAAUGAGAGUCUGCAUGAAAACUAUGUUCAGGAUAGUAAGAUGGGCUUUGUCAUCAAUGCCGUCUAUGCCAUGGCCCACGGCCUCCAUGAUAUGCACAAGGAAAUGUGCCCAGGACAGCCAGGGCUCUGUGGGGCCAUGGACCCUAUCGAUGGUAGCAAGCUGCUGGAUUACCUGCUCAAGACAUCCUUCGGAGGAGUCUCAGGGGAGGAUAUUUAUUUUGAUCAAAAUGGAGACACCCCAGGAAGGUAUGACAUCAUGAAUCUACAGAGCGUGGGGGAUAGUCGCUAUGAUUACAUAAAUGUUGGCUCCUGGCAUGAGGGAAUCUUAAACAUCGAUGACUUCAAGCUGUGGAUGAACAGCAGCGAAAUGGUCCGCUCAGUCUGUAGUGAGGCCUGCUCCAAAGGACAAAUCAAGGUGAUAAGGAAGGGCGAGGUGAGCUGCUGUUGGAUCUGCACUACAUGCAAGGACAAUGAGUACGUCCAGGAUGAGUUUACCUGCAAAGCUUGUGAGCUGGGAUGGUGGCCUGAUGAUGACCUGGCAGUCUGCCAGCCCCUGCCUCUGAAGUAUCUUGACUGGUCGGAUGUGGAAUCCAUAGUCGCAGUGGUUUUUUCCUGCGUGGGCAUCAUGAUCACCUCCUUUGUCACGUUUGUCUUCAUCCAAUACCGUGAUACCCCUGUGGUGAAGUCCUCCAGCCGGGAGCUCUGUUAUAUCAUCUUGGCAGGCAUCUUCCUGGGCUACAUCUGUCCAUUCACCUUAAUCGCCCGUCCCACAGUGGUCUCCUGCUACCUGCAGAGGCUCCUGGUGGGCCUGUCAUCUGCCAUGUGCUACUCCGCCCUGGUGACCAAAACUAACCGCAUUGCCCGUAUUCUGGCAGGUAGCAAGAAGAAAAUCUGCACCAAGAAGCCCCGAUUCAUGAGCGCCUGGGCCCAGGUGAUCAUCGCCUUUAUGUUAAUCAGUGUACAGCUAACUCUGGAGAUCACACUCAUCAUUCUGGAGCCUCCUGAGCCCAUCAAGUCGUAUCCGAGCAUAAGUGAGGUCUUCCUCAUCUGUAAUACCAGCAACGUAGGCAUGGUGGCGCCACUGGGUUAUAACGGCCUGCUAAUCUUGAGCUGUACCUAUUAUGCCUUCAAGACAAGGAACGUCCCAGCCAAUUUUAAUGAGGCUAAAUAUAUUGCCUUUACAAUGUACACUACCUGCAUCAUCUGGUUGGCCUUUGUGCCCAUCUACUUUGGCUCCAACUACAAGAUCAUAACCACAUCUUUCUCUGUCAGCCUCAGUGUAACAGUGGCACUGGGGUGCAUGUUCACACCUAAGAUGUACAUUAUGAUUGCAAAACCAGAGAGGAAUGUCCGAAGCGCCUUCACCACAUCUGAUGUGGUGCGAAUGCACGUUGGAGAUGGAAAGUCUGCAGCUCCUUGCGGGAGCAACAGUUUCCUCAGUAUGUUCCGGCGGAAGAAGCCUGGAUCUGGCAAUGCAAAUUCUAAUGGCAAGUCUGUGUCAUGGUCUGAAUCAGGUGCAAGACACCCUCCGAGGGGGGGGAAUGUGUGGCACAGACUGUCUGUGCAUGUGAGGAAACAGGAAGCCAACUUGAAUCAGACGGCGGUCAUCAGGCCCCUAACUAACACCCCCGACCCCCACAGUUGUGAGCCCUCCACCUGCGACCUUGGCACAGAUCCCCAUCUCCCCGAAGAACCACCUGGUGCUAAGCCUCUAUACAACCGGGUGGAACAGGGCGACGAGGGCAAUGCACAGCGCCCCCUCUGGACUCCAACUUGCUCUGGACAGAUGCAAGGCCCGGAGCCUAAUUUAUAUAAGCCGGCUUCUUAUUUACCCCCUCACUUGACGGGCUGCACCACAGAGCGCUUUCAGGGAGCGUUGGUGGACACACACAGCUCCCAUGUCCCUGCACCGAAUGACCACACCAGGGAGGAAAUCCCUGCCAACGAGCCUUUGAGCUUAACACCCUCUCAUCUUCCUUUAGUCCCACAAGUGGGGGUGUUUGAAAAACAGGGGUUCGAGGAUGAGGAACUGGACCUCUUACACAGCUACAUUUAUGAUGCCAAGGAGGAAGGGGAGGGGGAGGAUGGGGAAGGCGAGGAUUUAACUCCGAACAAGCCAACUCUGGAGGAUUCCCUGGCUCUGUCUCCCCCCUCCCCCUUCAGAGACUCAGUGUGUUCAGGGGAGUCUAUCACUGGCUCCCCCAUGAUUGAGUCGAUGCUCGGUAGCCCACCGAGCUCAGUCUACACCUCAGACAUCCUCCGAGACUUCGCACACAGCUCCUCAACACUGUGA
Messenger RNA from Scomber japonicus (chub mackerel), 3498 nucleotides. It is a transcript of the gene grm1a, whose product is annotated as glutamate receptor, metabotropic 1a. Gene Ontology annotation, cellular component: postsynaptic density membrane. The record is from RefSeq and is a predicted model, not a curated record. Gene Ontology annotation, molecular function: adenylate cyclase inhibiting G protein-coupled glutamate receptor activity; G protein-coupled receptor activity involved in regulation of postsynaptic membrane potential. The coding region runs from base 1 to 3498 and encodes 1165 amino acids. Gene Ontology annotation, biological process: regulation of synaptic transmission, glutamatergic; G protein-coupled glutamate receptor signaling pathway. The transcript has 8 exons. NCBI's taxonomy places the organism in Eukaryota, Metazoa, Chordata, Actinopteri, Scombriformes, Scombridae.